CUUUGCGCCUUUAAUUUCAUUUGCAAACGGGACCAGGAGGAAGGAUCGCUUGGAUUCACACUUCGGGGAAUGCUGAUAGGACAAGUUUUUGUCAGAAGACACCUGGCAUCAAAACAGUUCUGAGAGGGGAGAAAGACCCCUCAUCUGGGAUCAAAGGAGGUCGUCAAAACUUGUGACAAGGCUGUAUAAAGAAGCAGACAUGCUCGGCGGUGAAGGAGAGAGCAGCUCCUUCUCCACUACGAAAGACGCAGCGGAGGAGAGGCGCAAGUCUCCGGCUGUGGAUGGGGACAAUCCGGUUGCUGGCAGCAGGUACGCAGAGCACGGGCUGGGUGCUGAUCGCUACUACAUCCCUCCCCCUGUUUCUAAACACAGCCCAGAAACAGCCAGUCCCUGCUCUUUUAUCCCUUACACCCCUGGUGGGACGGUUUACACCCCGUCCAGCGCUGGCAGGUACACUUCUUCUCUUCACUUGAGCUCCGUGCUGCCUCCAGAGGGAUUUUCCCCCUCCGCUGCCGGCCGCGGUCACUUCAGCUCGGCGUAUCAGCUCGGGCAGGGCACCGGCUGCAUCUACCCGCCAUACACCGGCUCAGCGUCCGCUCUCAGUAACAUGGCCCUACCCAGUGGCGGGCCGGGGAUGAGGGCCCAGGUCUAUCUCUGCAACCGGCCGCUGUGGCUCAAGUUCCACCGGCACCAGACCGAGAUGAUCAUCACCAAGCAGGGCAGACGGAUGUUCCCAUUUCUCAGUUUCAACAUAGCCGGUCUUAACCUGGCAGCUCACUACAACGUGUUUGUGGAAGUGGUUCUGGCAGAUCCAAACCACUGGAGAUUUCAAGGUGGAAAGUGGGUCACCUGUGGGAAGGCGGACAACACCAGCCAAGGGAACAAAAUCUACAUCCAUCCAGAGUCUCCAAACACAGGGGCCCACUGGAUGAGACAAGAGAUCUCCUUCAGCAAACUGAAACUCACCAAUAACAAAGGAACCAACCACAGCAGGCCUACUUCACAGAUGAUUGUCCUGCAGUCGCUGCAUAAGUACCAGCCCAGGCUGCACAUCGUGGAGGUGACGGAGGAUGGAGUAGACGAUAUUAACAGUGACGUAAAGACUCAGAGCUUCACGUUUCCAGAGACCCAGUUCAUAGCCGUCACUGCCUACCAAAACACUGAUAUUACUCAGCUGAAAAUUGACCACAACCCUUUUGCCAAAGGAUUCAGAGACAAUUAUGAUUCGAUGUACACAGCUCAAGACAAUGACCGCCUCACUCCUUCUCCAAACGGCUCCCCCAGGGCCCACCAGAUUGUCCCUGGUGCCCGCUACACCAUGCAGCCCCUCUUCCAGGAUCAGUUUGUCAGCAACUUUCCUCAGAAUCGUUUCUAUAACAGCGAGAGAGCAGUGCCUCAGACCAACAGCCUCCUCUCACCUCAGACAGAGGAUGGAGCGUCACAGAGGUGGUUUGUCACCUCUAUGCAGCAAGCCGGAAACAGCAGCAGCACCAGCAGCAAGCUCGAUCUGACACCUUAUGAGGCGGAAUACUCAAGUUCCCUUCUUCCUUACGGUAUCAAAUCCCUUUCCAUGCAAACAUCGCACGCACUCAGCUACUACCCAGACUCUCCUUUCACCACCAUGUCUGCAGGAUGGGGGUCCAGAGCAGCGUACCAGAGAAAGGUCACUCCAAGCCUGCCGUGGUCUCCGAGGCCCAGCCCAUCGACCGGUUUCUCGGAAGACUCAGACAAAGUCAAACCGCAGAUUGAAGAGGAAGUAAAUGGCAGUGGGGGGGCGAUCUCGUCAUGGACAGACACACAACCUUUAGCUCUGUCUUUAGACAAGGUUGAGUCAUAUACUGCAGCCUGCAAGCGAAGGCGUCUGUCUCUUAAUGGUGCAGAGGACUCACCUGCUGACAUUAAAUGUGAGGACUUGGCCUCUGCUGUCACCAAUGGUAGCCCCUACAGCAAGGAGGCCCCCUCAUCCAAAGGCAUGGCGGCUUACUAUUCCUUUUACACAAACCCUUAAAUGUUUUG
Scomber japonicus (chub mackerel) is the source of this 2016-nucleotide messenger RNA. It is a transcript of the gene eomesb, whose product is annotated as eomesodermin homolog b. The record is from RefSeq and is a predicted model, not a curated record. Gene Ontology annotation, cellular component: nucleus. Gene Ontology annotation, molecular function: RNA polymerase II cis-regulatory region sequence-specific DNA binding; DNA-binding transcription factor activity, RNA polymerase II-specific. The coding region runs from base 200 to 2008 and encodes 602 amino acids. The transcript has 7 exons. Gene Ontology annotation, biological process: CD8-positive, alpha-beta T cell differentiation involved in immune response; endodermal cell fate specification; mesoderm formation. Lineage: Eukaryota; Metazoa; Chordata; Actinopteri; Scombriformes; Scombridae.